Thamnophis sirtalis is the source of this 8746-nucleotide messenger RNA. The record is from RefSeq and is a predicted model, not a curated record. NCBI's taxonomy places the organism in Eukaryota, Metazoa, Chordata, Lepidosauria, Squamata, Natricidae.
AUGAGGCGGCUCGGGGGCGUCGGUCUCCGGGGGCUGCCGUUGUUGCUGCUGCUGCUGCCGCUGUUGCUGCGCUGGGAAGUGCGAGGUGCAGCUGGCAGCAGCUCUAAAUGUUCCUGUGGCCGCAACCAUUUUACCUGUGCUGUUAGUGCUUUUGGCGAAUGCACUUGUAUCCCUGCUCUGUGGCAGUGUGAUGGUGACAACGACUGUGGGGACCAUAGUGAUGAAGAUGGUUGUAUGCUGCCUACUUGCUCAUCCCUGGAUUUUCACUGUGACAAUGGCAAAUGCAUCCGUCGAUCAUGGGUCUGUGAUGGAGACAAUGAUUGUGAAGAUGAUUCUGAUGAGCAGGACUGCCCUCCCCGGGAAUGUGAGGAAGAUGAGUUCUCCUGUCAGAAUGGAUAUUGCAUACGCAGCCUAUGGCACUGCGAUGGUGACAACGACUGUGGAGACAACAGUGACGAGCAGUGUGAUAUGAGGAAGUGUUCAGACAAAGAGUUUCGCUGCACUGAUGGUAGCUGCAUAGCUGAGCACUGGUUCUGUGAUGGUGAUACCGACUGCAAGGAUGGGUCGGAUGAAGAGAACUGCCCAUCAGAUGUGCCAGCAGCAACAUGUAACCUGGAGGAAUUCCAGUGUGCUUAUGGGCGUUGUAUCCUGGACAUUUACCAUUGUGAUGGAGAUGAUGACUGUGGGGACUGGUCCGAUGAAUCUGAUUGCUCCUCUCACCAGCCUUGCCGCUCUGGAGAGUUCAUGUGCAACAGUGGCUUGUGCAUUAAUGCUGGCUGGAGGUGUGAUGGCGAUUCUGAUUGCGAUGACCAGUCGGAUGAGAAAAACUGCACUACCUCUAUGUGCACAGCUGACCAGUUCCGAUGUAAAUCUGGCCGCUGCGUUCGGCUGUCUUGGCGCUGUGAUGGGGAGGGAGACUGCUCUGAUUACAGUGAUGAGGAAGACUGUGAGGACUCGGGAAUCCCACAAUGUUCCCCUGACCAAUUUCUGUGUGGAAAUGGGCGCUGCAUCGGCCAACGGAAGCUAUGUAAUGGGGCCAACGAUUGUGGAGAUGGCAGUGAUGAGAGCCCUGCCCAAAACUGCCGUCCUCGAACUGGAGAGGAAAAUUGUAAUGUCAACAAUGGGGAUUGUGCCCAGAAAUGCCAGAUGAUUCGCGGAAUAGUGCAGUGUACCUGCCAUACAGGUUACAGGCUUCUAGAGGAUGGUAGAUCAUGUCAGGAUGUGAACGAAUGUGCAGAGGAAGGUUAUUGCAGCCAGGGGUGCACCAACAGUGAGGGUGGUUUCCAGUGCUGGUGUGAACAAGGCUAUGAGCUUCGCCCAGACAAGCGCAGCUGCAAAGCUCUGGGUGGGCUAGCCAUUGACUGGAUCCAUGACAAGUUAUACUGGACAGACUCUGGGACAUCUCGCAUUGAAGUGGCAAAUUUGGAUGGAAUGCAUCGGAAAGUGCUUCUUUGGAAGAAUCUCGAAAAACCUCGUGCAAUUGCUCUUCACCCUAUGGAAGGUACCAUCUACUGGACAGAUUGGGGAAACACUCCUCGCAUUGAAUACUCUAACAUGGAUGGCUCCAAUCGGCGCAUUAUUGCUGACACUCAUCUCUUUUGGCCAAAUGGGCUAACUAUUGACUAUGCAGGGCAUCGGAUGUACUGGGUAGAUGCUAAGCAUCAUGUUAUUGAGAGGGCUGAUUUGGAUGGAAAUAACAGGAAGGCUGUUAUUAGUCAAGGCCUUCCACAUCCAUUUGCUAUCACUGUAUUUGAAGAUAGCUUGUACUGGACAGAUUGGCAUACCAAGAGUAUAAACAGUGCCAACAAAUUUACUGGAAAAAAUCAAGAGAUCAUUCGUAACAAGCUUCAUUUCCCCAUGGAUAUCCAUACUUUGCAUCCUCAACGCCAACCAGCAGGGAGAAAUCGCUGUGGAACCAACAAUGGUGGUUGUACUCAUCUCUGUUUGCCAAAUAAUAAGGGCUACACCUGCGCAUGUCCCACAGGUUUUCGGAAGACUGGCGGCCAUACCUGUGCCCAGAGUCUUGACAAGUUCCUGCUUUUUGCCCGAAGGAUGGACAUCCGUCGUAUCAGCUUCGACACAGAAGACCUGUCUGAUGUUGUCAUCCCCUUGGCAGAUGUGCGCAGUGCUGUGGCUCUGGACUGGGAUGCACAGGGUGACUAUGUCUACUGGACAGAUGUUAGCACUGAUUCCAUUAGUCGGGCAAAAUGGAACGGAACAGGCCAGGAGAUUGUGGUGGAAAGCAGUCUUGAAAGCCCAGCUGGUCUUGCUGUUGAUUGGGUCACAAACAAGUUGUACUGGACAGAUGCAGGAACAGACCGGAUAGAGGUAUCUAACAUAGAUGGAACCAUGAGGACUGUUCUAAUAUGGGAAAACCUAGACAGACCAAGAGAUAUUGUGGUGGAUCCUGUUGGAAGGUUCAUGUACUGGACUGACUGGGGAGCUAACCCAAAGAUUGAGCGUGCAGGAAUGGAUGCCUCCGAUCGGUUGGUGAUCAUCUCUUCCAACUUGACAUGGCCCAAUGGACUGGCUAUUGACUAUGAGUCUCAGCGCCUCUAUUGGGCAGAUGCUGGCAUGAAAACAAUUGAGUAUGCUGGCCUGGAUGGCAGUGAUAGGAAGAUAUUGAUCGGGAGCAAUUUGCCUCACCCGUUUGGACUCACGCUUUACGGAGCUCGGAUAUACUGGACAGACUGGCAGACGAAAAGCAUCCAGAGUGCAGACAAGAGGACAGGGCUGGAUCAUGAGACUCUACAGGACAACCUGGAAAACCUUAUGGAUAUCCAUGUCUUUCAUCGACAGAGACCUGCAGUACAUACACCGUGCCACAUUAAUAAUGGUGGAUGUAGUCAUCUUUGUCUCUUGGCUCCACUUCCUAAAGGCUACAGCUGUUCUUGCCCGACUGGCAUCAACCUACAACCAGAUGGCAGAACAUGUUUAUCUGGAAUGACUACCUUCCUGAUCUUUGCAAGAAGGUCAGAUAUUCGUCUGGUUUCACUUGAUAUUCCAUAUUUUGCUGAUGUAGUUGUCUCAGUCAAUGUCACUAUGAAAAACACCAUCGCCAUUGGAGUUGAUCCUGAAGAAGGAAAGGUUUAUUGGUCAGACAGCACAUUGAGGAAGAUCAGCAGAGCUUCACUGGAUGGGUCUCAGUAUGAAGAUAUCAUUACUACAGGGUUACAAACCACAGAUGGAUUAGCUGUGGAUGCUAUUGGCCGCAAAGUGUAUUGGACUGAUACAGGAACAAACAGAAUUGAAGUGGCUAACCUGGAUGGGACAAUGAGAAAAGUUUUGAUAUGGGAAAAUCUGGAUAGCCCACGGGCAAUUGCAUUAUAUCAUGAAAUGGGGUAUAUGUAUUGGACAGACUGGGGUGAAAAUGCUAAACUGGAACGAGCAGGGAUGGAUGGCUCUAACCGCAUGGUGCUUAUUAGCAACAAUCUGGGAUGGCCUAAUGGUCUGGCUGUGGAUAAAGCUGGAUCGCAACUAUUUUGGGCUGAUGCACAUACUGAGCGUAUCGAAGCUUCAGAUCUAGAUGGCGCAAACCGCCACACCCUGCUCUCCCCAGUGCAGCACCCUUAUGGCCUAACUUUAUUAGAUACUUUCAUCUAUUGGACUGAUUGGCAAACAAGAAGCAUUCACCGAGCUGAUAAGAACACUGGUGCUAAUGUCAUCUUGGUGAGAACAAAUCUUCCUGGAUUAAUGGAUAUCCAGGGCAUUGACAGAGGGAGACCUCUUGGUACUAACAAAUGUGGCGUGAAAAAUGGAGGUUGCUCCGAUCUCUGCCUCCCAAACCCGGAAGGCUUGUCAUGUGCCUGCCCUACUGGGAUUCAACUGAAGAUCGAUGAAAGAUCUUGCGAUCCUUCUCCUGAAACCUACCUGCUCUUCUCUAGCCGGGGCUCCAUCAGGAGAAUCUCACUAGAUACUAGUGAUCACAUUGAUGUUUAUGUCCCUGUCCCAGAGCUGAACAAUGUUAUCUCCUUGGACUAUGACAGUGUAGAUGGCAAGGUUUAUUACACAGAUGUCAUAUUAGAUGUCAUUAGGAGAGCAGAUCUAGAUGGCAGUAAUAUGGAAACUAUUAUUGGCCAAGGACUAAAGAGAACAGAUGGUUUGUCUGUGGACUGGGUAGCUCGAAAUCUAUAUUGGACAGACACUGGCCGCAACACAAUUGAAGUUGCAAGACUGGAUGGAAGCUGCAGGAAAGUGCUGAUAAAUAACAGUCUGGAUGAACCACGGGCCAUUGCUGUCUUUCCUAGAAAAGGGUACCUCUUCUGGACUGACUGGGGACAUAUUGCUAAAAUUGAACGAGCAAACCUGGAUGGUUCUGAACGAAAGAUAUUGAUCAAUACUGAUUUAGGCUGGCCCAAUGGACUGACUUUGGAUUAUGACAUCAGAAGAAUUUAUUGGGUAGAUGCUCAUCUAGACCGCAUUGAAAGUGCUGAUCUUAAUGGGAAAUUACGCCAAGUGUUGAUCAGUCAAGUGUCACAUCCCUUUGCCUUGACACAGCAGGAUAGAUGGCUGUAUUGGACAGACUGGCAAACAAAAUCAAUUCAGCGUGUGGACAAAUACUCUGGUCGUAAUAAGGAGACUGUGUUAGCCAAUGUGGAAGGACUUAUGGAUAUUAUCGUGAUUUCUCCUCAAAGGCAAACAGGCACAAACAUUUGUGGAGUGAAUAAUGGAGGCUGUACCCAUCUCUGCUUUGCCAGGGCUUCUGACUUUGUUUGUGCAUGUCCCGAUGAACCAGAUGGACGGCCUUGUUUUAAUGUUCCUAGCAUGGGGCCUCCAAAUCCUGAGACAACUCAUAUAAGCAAAAGGAGCCAGACUUCUACUGACAGAUUUAAAACUCCAACAACCAAGCCCCAUAUUUCUGUGGAAACAAUAGAAGGAAACUGCUCUGACAAGAAAGUUGGUCAAGGUUUGUGCAACCGAGCAAAUGAAGCAAUAUUGGCAACUGCAGGAGAAGGGCUACAUGUCAGUUACAUCACUGGAGGUCUUCUCAGUAUACUGAGUAUUCUGCUGCUGAUUGGUGCUGUGAUUAUAUACAGGCAUAAGAAAUCCAAAUUCACAGAUCCUAAUCUAAGUAAUCUGACCUACAGUAAUCCCUCUUAUCGGACAUCUACCCAAGAAGUGAAGAUUGAAACAGUUCCCAAGCCAGCCAUAUAUAAUCAGCUCUGCUUUAAGAAGGAGACUGGUCCUGAUCAUAGUUACACCAAGGACAAGAUCAAGAUUGUUGAAGGAAUAUGCCUGUUAUCCAAUGAUGAAUCUGAAUGGGAUGAUCUCAAACAGAUAAGAAGCUCUCGUGGAUGUAUUCUCCGCGACCAUGUAUGCAUGAAGACUGACACAGUCUCUAUCCAAGCCAGCUCUGGCUCACUGGGUGACACUGAAACUGAGCAAUUGUUGAAAGAGGAGCAGUCAGAAUGCAGCAGCAUCACUGCAGCCACUACUCCUGAAUGCCAUGGCUCCCUUCCAGACACAGGCUGGAAGCACCAGCGCAAGCCCUCAACAGAAAGUGAAGUCUAAAGAAUAUGCAGAGACUUGUCCUUCCUAGUGUCAUCCUUCACAUUGAUGAAAUAGGAUCCUGCCUUCUAUUCAACAAAAAAAGUUUGGAGUCCAGAGACUUCCUUUGCAGAAGCUUUUGAGCUGGACUGUGCCUUUGAGGCAGAUGGAACAUAGCUAAGGGACCCUUUUCACUCACUGCUAGGUCAUGUUUAUUUAUACAUCCUUUCAUCCUAGAAGCUGUGGUGUUGAAUCUAGUAGCAGUUUCUUUUUCACUUGAAUCUGACACAGCUUUCAUCUGGGCUUGUGCAUAAGCUGGUCGAAGAUUUCAAAUCUUCAGUGGCCAGUUUCAUGAACUUAGGCAUAAUUGAUACCUGUUACCUUUUCUCAGAGGGUAUUGGCACUAACUGGAUUUUGCACUGUACUCCUUCUGUUUUAAGAGGAAAGGGUUAGGGCCAAUUGAACUGCCUGAAGUGAACAAGGGAAUACAAGAACAGGUCACUUUCACAGGUUCUGUACAGGGAGAGCAAAUACAUCUGAAACUUAAUUGCAAGGGACAAUAAAAUAUCACCACCAUUUUUACAAGCUGGGGAAUCACUACUGCGUCUAAUGUAGGAUGUGAGGAAUUUAAGAGGUAAAAUCUUAGUCUGUUGCUGGCAACAGUCAUUGGUCCUGUGACAUCCAUAAUAAUACCCUUUUUAAAAUAUAGAUAGAACUUACAAAUGUUUCCUGGGUAGACUGUUAUUCCCAUUUUCACUGGGCUUCCAUUUAGUUUUGACCUGCAAGGUAAAUUCUGGUGCAACGUUAUUUAAUCAUUCUUAUUACCUGGCUCACAGGGCCAACUGCUGAAAAACUGUGCUGCUGAAAUAUGUGUGGAACACAAAAGCAGUGUAUUAGAUUUAAGUAUCUGGAACAAAUUGGUGUAGCAAAAAUCCAGUUCCAAUUUUCUGUUGAAAAAUAGGGGUCUUCUUCUAACUUAUUUUUUUGCCAGUCUUUUUAGAAAUCCUGGAAGGAAUAAUUUAGCUGCACCUUUUUCUCAUAUGAAUUGAGCAGAUAAAAUGUGGUGUCAAAAAGUGGGUGUGUGCAAUUGAAAAAUAAUGUAUGUGGAUAGGAAAUAAUGCACAGUUAAGAUGACAGAUGGCACACUACAAAUAAUUUGCCUACAUAAAAUUCCUUCCCUUUUAACUACAUUAAAAUGAUGCUAUUACUCAUUCUAUGCUAUAACAAAAAGUCAAAAGCUGAGAAAAUGCCAUUUCACAAUAUGCACUGUGACUUAUACAACAAAGAAUAGUGUUUUGCACAUUGUCCAAACUUUAUUUGACAACACAGAAGUUCUACGGAAGUCCUAUCUAGAACUAUUAACCAUAUGAGGUAUUCUCUGGGAAAAUGUGAUUGUCGCAUUCUAGUCCUACAGCUGCUCCCCCAUGGUUAGUGAAAGAUGCAUGGACAAUGGUUGUGUCCCUGUGACUUCAGUCUUGAUGAAGAGAACAAACUAUUCUAUGCCCAAACUAGUCGUCCAUCUACUUUCUGCUUUGUGUAUUGUUCAAGGAAGAAGGCAGGAAAAAUUCAAAUGGAUUCAUGGACCACUGCAAGAUUAUUUUUUACCUCUGUUCAAAAUCAUCAUGUUGUAACUUUAUUACAUCAUUUCUUCCACUGAAAGAAAUAUAGCUUUCUUUUCUUUUCCAAAUAUAUAUUGUUAUCAGCAAGUUGACUUAACAAUUUCCACCCUUGAGCAUUGGAUAAACCAUCCAGAAUAAUCAUACAUAGAGAAAAAUGUUUCCCUGAUUAUGUUCAAAGGGAUCCUUUCAGUACAGAGCUUGGUCAUAGCAGCUAUAUAAUGGCCGCAAGGAUAGCUGCUGUUAUGAAUGCAUAUGUAUGAGCGCUUCACAACCAGGCAUUUACAGCCAUCACACCAUCCCAUGGUCACAUGAUCACUAUUUGCACGUUUCACAAUCGGCUUCCAAUAAGCAGUUAGUAAAGAUGUAAGGUCAUAAAUUGCAAUUGGUAGUAAUCACUUUCAGAUAAGUCUGUUCCCUUAAUGACCACAUGGCUUAACAAUAGAGUUGCCACUUCCAAUUGUGGUUACUAAGCAAGGACCACCUGUAUCUGCUAUACAUCAGUUCAAUCUGGAUUUGAAAGUCUGUUUUGUGGCAUAAUAGGUAUACAUUGAAGUAUAAUAAGUACAUCUUCCUUGUGCAGUUCUUUUUUGAAAACAAAAUGUAUUAUGUUAUAUUCUAAUUUCAUAAAGUAAAUCAAGAUAUGAAACUUCUUUCAGGCCAACUGGCAUUUUAGUGAUACACAAAAAAAAUGCAAUCUAAAGAGUGGAUAGGUCAGAAAGAGUUUUAAUAUGAUCUCAUUUAAUUGAUCUGUGGUUAAUAUUAGUACCAAACUUUGUAUCUAAUAAUAUAAUUCUGUGACGGAAAUAUUAAUUUCACAUAUUUCUGAUAGCCAGCUAAGAGUCUAUUUUCAGUUUUCAAAUUUUUCCCCACCCUUUCUUGCAGAAAUCUAGCUCAGAAAUGUUCUUGAAUUAUCUUACAUAUAUGGCACAUUUGAGAUCCUCCUACAGAUUUUCAAUUGUAUUAAAGACUGGGGAUUGUGAAGACUACAGGUGUCAAACUCGCUGUGUCACGUUGCCGUCAUGUGACAUUUUGCAAUGUUUUUCCCAUUCAUGGAGCUGUGGUGGGUGUAGCCUGCGUGUAACACCCCUGGGAAGACCAUUCCAAAAUCUUUUAUAAAGAUGUUAGAAAGUACUAAUAGGGAAUCAAACUUUUGCAAUCUGCCGUAUAUUGGUAGUACUCAUUUAGUGAUUGCUUCAAAGAGCGACUGUUCAGUUAUGUGAUGAAAAUUUGUGAUCAAUGCCUGUAUUUACAACCUUUGCAGCAUCUUCUCUCCCACUCUAUCACAUUUGACAUUACAGUCAUUCAGCAUGGUACCAUAUUGUUGUUUGCCUGACCCAUUUUUUUUCCUUUUGCCCCCUCAUAGGGCAGAGAUAUAGCUUCUUAGCUCUUCCUGAGCUGCUUUUGUCCAAGUCCCUAAAAAGUACUAACCACAAUUUAACAAGCUCAGAACGUGACUUUAAUUAGUUGAUUAGAACCUUCCAGCCAGCUGGUAGCUGCUGCUUGAAAAUGACAAUAUCUUAAUUAAUUUCUCGCUAAAGCCUUUUGUUUGGCUCUAAGAGGAUUCUGGCUCUCAGGAGAAGGAAGUCCCAAAGGUGCUUUUUUUCUCCAAGAGGCAACUGGACUUCUUGUUUUUCUUUGAA